This is a messenger RNA of Megalops cyprinoides (Indo-Pacific tarpon), 2160 nucleotides long. Its product is annotated as ubiquitin carboxyl-terminal hydrolase 22. Lineage: Eukaryota; Metazoa; Chordata; Actinopteri; Elopiformes; Megalopidae. The record is from RefSeq and is a predicted model, not a curated record. The transcript is spliced from 14 exons. Gene Ontology annotation, biological process: protein deubiquitination. Gene Ontology annotation, molecular function: zinc ion binding; cysteine-type deubiquitinase activity. The coding region runs from base 378 to 1934 and encodes 518 amino acids.
GACUAUUUCUGCCUCAUCCAAUCAGAGCAAGACAGUGGGCAGGCGCUGCAAGGCUCGCCGUGCUCUGUUGAAUUCUAUUGCCGACCAUUAAAAAAAAUAAUAAUCGGGAGAGUGGAAGUAGAGAAGCCAGGGCCAACGCGACAGACAAACAGACAGGGCUAUAUUUAAAGGGACAGGAGGCUAUUCUCAACAAGAAUACGAACAACAGAUUGAUCUGAUGUUCUGCAGCGUGACCUGGGAUAUUGCCUUGGCUGUCUCUUUUUAAAUCGGAACCAUCUCUGGACAGCUACGCUGGCUGGCUACGUUCAUUUUUUCUCGAACACGUUUUAUCGUUGAAAAACACUACCUAGCAAUCUGAAUUGAAUGUUGUUUCUGUCAUGAGUCCGGCCGGCUGCUCCCAUGUGAACGGUUUUAAGGUGGAGAACUGGAAACAGAAUCUUCGGGUCAUAUACCAGUGCUUUGUGUGGAGUGGGACUGCCGAAACGAGGAGACGCAAGGUGCUACAGAAUGAUGCGGGAUGGACAGCAGUGGCCAAGUCGUGUAUCUGUCAUAUGUGUGGAGCCCACCUGAGCCGGCUUCACUCCUGCCUGUACUGCGUCUUCUUCGGCUGCUUCACCAAGAAGCACAUCCACGAGCACGCCAAAAACAAGCGCCACAAUCUAGCCAUAGACUUGCUGUACGGCGGGAUAUAUUGCUUUGUGUGUCAAGACUACAUAUACGACAAAGACAUGGAACAGAUUGCCAAAGAAGAACAGAGAAAAGCGUGGAAAUUGCAAGGUGUGGGCGAGAAGUAUUCAACAUGGGAACCGACCAAGCGAGAACUGGAGUUGCUACGGCACAAUCCCAAACGCAGAAAGAUCACCACCAACUGCACCAUCGGUCUGCGGGGCUUGAUAAACCUGGGGAACACGUGCUUUAUGAACUGCAUCGUGCAGGCGCUCACGCACACGCCCCUCCUUCGAGACUUCUUCCUCUCCGACCGACACAAGUGUGAGAUGCAGUCAAACUCCUGCCUGGUGUGCGAGAUGGCCCAGCUCUUUCAGGAGUUUUACUCCGGCCACCGCUCCCCCCACAUUCCGUUCCGGCUGCUGCACCUGGUGUGGACGCACGCGCGCCACCUGGCCGGCUACGAGCAGCAGGACGCCCACGAGUUCCUCAUCGCCGCGCUCGACGUCCUGCAUCGCCACUGCAAAGGCGACGACAACGGGAAGAAGGCCAACAACCCGAACCACUGCAACUGCAUCAUUGACCAAAUCUUCACUGGAGGCCUACAGUCUGACGUCACCUGCCAAGUGUGCCACGGUGUGUCGACGACGAUAGACCCGUUCUGGGACAUCAGCCUGGACCUGCCGGGGUCCUCCACACCCUUCUGGCCCCUGAGUCCGGGCAGUGACGGCAGCGUGGUCAACGGGGAGAGCCACCAAUCAGGGGCCACCACGUUAACCGACUGUUUACGAAGGUUUACUCGGCCGGAGCAUCUAGGAAGCAGUGCCAAAAUCAAAUGCGGCGGUUGCCAUAGUUACCAGGAGUCCACCAAACAGCUGACGAUGAAGAAGCUGCCCAUCGUGGCGUGCUUUCAUCUCAAACGGUUUGAGCACUCUGCUAAGCUGAGGAGGAAGAUUACUACGUACGUCUCCUUCCCUCUCGAACUGGACAUGACGCCCUUCAUGGCCUCCAGUAAAGAGAGCCGGAUGAACGGGCAGUACCCACAGCCAGUGGACGCUUUAAACAACGACAAUAAGUACUCGCUGUUCGCCGUGGUCAACCACCAGGGCACCCUGGAGAGCGGCCACUACACCAGCUUCAUCCGCCAGCACAAGGACCAGUGGUUCAAAUGUGACGACGCCAUCAUCACCAAAGCCAGCAUCAAGGACGUGCUGGACAGCGAAGGGUACCUGCUGUUCUAUCACAAGCAGUUCCUGGAAUACGAGUAGCCUUACCUGGGAGAGCUGCGUGGGAGACGCACCGCCUACGGGAGAAGAGAGGAAGAAAACAAAAAAGAAAGGAAGAGAGAAACUAUCACAGAGUUUAAAAAAAAAAAAAGAAAGAGAAACACGACACACAAACCUACCUGAAACUCUUUACUAAAGAUCAUUUUUCCAAAUGAGGAGAAAUUCAGAUGGAAAAUGACAAAUUUAAUCAUGCAAACUAAAAGCAAAA